AUGUGGAAUGAUGUUCCAAUGUUGGACAAAAUACAUAACGAAAUACAGAUGUAUGGUUGUGAUCCCUCCCAUCGAUCAAAUGCCGCUCAAGGUUUAAUCAAGGUUCUCAGUGAGCUGAAAGAUCAGCAGCAGUGGCCGGAGUCGCGGGGAUUGGGAAAACAAAAGAUUGUUUAUGACUGGGCCACGGGGAAAAUAUUCCAACAAUUCCAGUUUGUCUUUAGUUUCAAAUUCCGGGAGUUAAACUCCAUUAACUGCAGAACAAACCUGAGGGAACUGAUUCUGGAUCAGUAUCCUUACUUUGGGAAUUUCCUGAGAGAUGUCUGGAAGAACCCACAGGGAUUGUUGUUCAUAUUCGAUGGUUUGGAUGAAUUCAAACACAGAAUCUAUUUUGCAGACAAAUGGAGAGAUACAGAACCUAAGCACCAGUGUCCAGAUCCCGAGUGCUGGUGUGAAGUGUCGGACAUUGUGUACAGUUUAAUCCAGGGCAAGCUGCUCCCAGGGUGUUCGGUGCUGGUGACCACCCGCCCCACUGCGUUACAGUUAUUGGAAAAGGCAGAUAUCAGGGUCUGGGCAGAAAUCCUGGGAUUUGCUGGUGAGCAAUGGAAGGAAUAUUUCAUGAAGCAUUUUGAUGAUCAGACGGUGGCGGCAGCUGUUUUCAAACACGUGAAGGAGAACGAGAUCCUGUAUACCAUGAGCUACAACCCCUCCUACUGCUGGAUCCUCGCACUUGCACUCGGCCCUUUCUUCACACAAAGAGACAGGGACCCACAGCAAAUUCCCAAGACCAUCACUCAACUGUAUUCCUACUAUAUUUACAGCAUCCUGAAAAACCACAGCCGUGAGAUUGAGAACCCCCGUGAUGUGUUACUCAGGGUUGGUCAGAUGGCCUUCAGAGGAGUGUCCGAUAAGAGAACUGUGUUUACAGAUGGAGAUUUCAACAACUACAAUCUACAGCCUUCCCAGAUCCUGUCUGGGUUCCUGAUGGAGCUUUUGGGGAGAGAGGAUUCUGCCCAGUGCGUGGUGUACACAUUCCCACACCUCACCAUCCAAGAGUUUACAGCUGCAGUCGCACAAUUCCUGACUAUACAUCCCGAGGAUAUCCUGAAAUUCCUCACUGAAGCCCACAAUACGACAGAUGGGCGAUUCGAGGUAUUUCUCCGUUUUGUUGCUGGUCUCUCCUCCCCAUUGACAGCUCGGGGUCUGGAGGAGUUUCUGGGUCCAUUUCCUCAUGAAACAACCUGUCGGGUGAUGGACUGGGUGAAGGAGGAGGUUAAACGCCAGAGUGAAAACACAUCGAGUGAAGCUGGUAAAAGGAGGCUCCUGAACACAUUUCACUACCUGUUUGAGUCUCAGAAUCGUGAACUGACUCAGACCGCACUGGGAUCUGUGGAAGAACUUUCAUUCAGUGAAAUGACACUGAUCCCAGUUGACUGCGCGGUCCUGUCUCAUGUUGUCAGACUCUGUGAUACAAUAAAACGUCUCGACCUGUCGUACUGCCACAUUUUGUGUGAGGGAAUCCAGCAGCUGGGACCCUGGCUGCACAAGUUCCAGGUAUUGAGUCUUGGACGGAAUGACCUGGGAGAUUCAGGAGUGAAACUGGUGUCUGCGGCUGUUGGGAACCCGGAGUGUAAAAUACAGACACUGAAUCUGAACCAUGUCGAACUUACAGAUUCUGGUGCUGAGGAUCUCGCCUCCGCUCUCAGUACAAACCGAUCACUGAUAGAGCUGGACCUGGGAUGGAACCCGCUCACAGACCAGUCGGUCCACGCUCUCCGCCGGCUCAUAUUGACCCACCCGAGUCUGGAGCAGAUCAUGCUGGCAGUGAAUAACUUCAGUGGGACUGGGGAGAAUGAACUGGAGUCUCUACAGGAGUCUAGACCCGGACUGAGAGUGUACCUGUAAACGUCUGAAUGUGUGAAUAUACCCGUCCACAAGAUGGAGACAAUUUGGCCGAUACCCCCUCCCCCUUUUAACUCCCUCCCUUAUCUUUCCGCACUCCAGAAGCAAUUCGCAAGGUUUCAGAAAUGACCCUGGAUCUGCGGUGAUCUGGGACACGGCCCUGAAGUGUGAUUUGAUAAUCAUCAGCUCCGUGAUGCAGAGUGACAGUGAGAAACGGGACUGAUUAUUCAAACUGCCCCUGGUUGUCGCCGGUCAGUUAAUUGUGUGUGACUGUGAGUGAGUCGGGACCAGCUUAUUUAUUCCCGCACGUCAGCAGCUCACAAAUCGUUUAAUUUACAUUUGUCGAUGAAAUCAAUAAACCACUGUAACAUCCUG
This is a messenger RNA of Hypanus sabinus (Atlantic stingray), 2274 nucleotides long. RefSeq names its product NACHT, LRR and PYD domains-containing protein 3-like. Lineage: Eukaryota; Metazoa; Chordata; Chondrichthyes; Myliobatiformes; Dasyatidae. Bases 1 to 1902 code for a protein of 633 amino acids. Gene Ontology annotation, cellular component: cytoplasm. The transcript is spliced from 6 exons. The record is from RefSeq and is a predicted model, not a curated record. Gene Ontology annotation, molecular function: protein binding.